Mugil cephalus (flathead mullet) is the source of this 1677-nucleotide messenger RNA. RefSeq names its product DEP domain-containing mTOR-interacting protein-like. The transcript has 5 exons. Lineage: Eukaryota; Metazoa; Chordata; Actinopteri; Mugiliformes; Mugilidae. The coding region runs from base 197 to 703 and encodes 168 amino acids. Gene Ontology annotation, molecular function: protein binding. The record is from RefSeq and is a predicted model, not a curated record.
CACUUUCAGACCUGUAAACACACUGGAGGCAGCUUUGAGGGACAACCUGAAGAACACAACUUCGGGGAAAACCUGUGUAAAGAAUAAAGACGCCUGUCACAGACUCAUGAUCAGUCCGUCUGUUUCUACGAGACGUUAGAAGUCGCCUGGUUGACAGCUUUCGUUUUUGAGCCACCGGAUAAACAGCUGAGGGGAGAUGGGACCUCGUACAGCAGUCACUCCGACCAAAGAUGUGAAAGCGGUGAAGGGUGGAGGAUGUGGAGGUCAGGGCAAAGCUCGGAUGAGGAGCUGCAGUGAUGGGAGCAGGUACAGCAGGAGAUCAGUCACAAUCUCCAGCACCUCCUCCUCAUACUCCUCCUCCUCCUCCUGCUCCCCGGUGCUCUCCAACCCCAAAUCAGUCCUGAAGAGACCUGUGAGCACGGAGGAGCUGCAAAGACCCGGAGGACCCUUCAUCAAGAAAACCUUUACGAUUGUGGGCGAUGCAGUGGGCUGGGGCUUCGUGGUCAGAGGAAACCGGCCGUGUCACAUCCAGGCCGUGGAGCCCUGCGGCCCGGCUGCUGCAGCAGGGAUGAAGGUUUGCCAGUUUGUGGUUUCAGUCAACGGCCUCAAUGUCCUGAACCUGGACUAUCGGACCGUCAGCCACCUGAUCCUGACCGGACCCCGGACCGUGGUCAUGGAGGUGAUGGAGGAGACUGAACACUGAGGAGGGAACCAGACGGACACUAAGUGGAGUCUGAGAGAAAACCUGGUUCUGCAUUUCAAUGAUCUGUGAAUGUGAGAAGAUGCAUCAAUGAACCUGGAGACGGAACCACAUGGAGAACGUUCUGCUCCUGUUCACCUGAUGGAGGCCGUUCAUUCACAGUUACAAUGGAACAAUGGAACAUCAGAUGAGCAGUAGGGGAACGCUUUGAACUCAAGAACCCUGACCCCUAAAACCAGAUCUGAACUCGUUUUAACCCUCAAACAUUCGUGGAAAGAUCUGAACCAGGAACCAAACAAACAUCUGACAAACUACGUGAUGGGAGUUUGAAGUUGACUUGACUCAGGCUCCAGUUACAACAUUUCUGCAGAACGUCAAGUAGCACUUUCUUUAAAUUGGAUAGAGGUACAGCUGUGUCAGCCAUAACAUUAUGACCACCUUCCUAAUACUGUGUAGGUCUCCUCUUUAGAGAAUGGACGUGGACCUUCUGAGGGUUCUACUAAAGAGCUGGUUUCAAGGUGCCCACAGACUUUGUGGCCUCUGUCAGCUCUUUGACACACAUCACUGCCUCAUCCACACAAACAGCUCCUCCUCCUCCUCCUCCUCUUCCUCCUCCUCCUCCUCCUCCUCUGUUUGCGUUUCCAUCCACUCCCGUCUGGUUCCCAGAAAGGAAGUGAGGAGUGCAGGGAGGUGUGCUGCAGAUCAGCUGAAGUGUUUUGUUUUGUCUUCUGGUUUCAUCGUGUCUCUGUGCAGGACCGUCCUGGAGAUUCUGUUCACUUAAGCCCAAUUAUCAUAGUAUUAUUCUACUCGCCUGUUAUUAGUAUUGUUCUCUCAGGUCUCAACUGCAGAGUGUACAUUUGUAAAUAGUAUUUUAAGUUCGUCUGAGUAUUUCUAUUUUUCGUACCUUGUUUCCUGGAGCCGAGGCCUCUACUGCUCCACCUGUACUUGUACAUUGACAAUAAAGACGUCUGUCUUCA